CUGUUUCCUUUCUUGGGAAAACUUGUUUUCUUUUCAUAUUGUUAAUCACUUUGUUUGUUUGUUAAUUGUAAUUAAAAUAAUCACAAUCAUUUUCUAGUUUUCUCUUUAUUAAUUUAAACCUCAAACAAUUGAAUAUUCUCUUUUUGAUAGUUUAAUAUUCUUUCAAAGUUUUUUUUUUACCUUUCAAACGUUUGAUUGUGUUGAUUGAAUGGUGAUCAUGUUAAUCCACCAGCAGAAGAAUCAACAAAAAGAGUUUUUUUUUCUUUUCUAAAAUUCAAAAAUUCUCUUUUGUGUUCUGCAGUUGUUUUAAACUUCUCUUUAGACUUUGGUUAAAACAAAGAAAUUGAUUGUUGUUAACAAGCUAAAUUGACCCGAAAUUACAGUUAUUACCAAUUUUUCUUAAGACUUGUCAACUAUUGAGAGAGACAGAAAGUGGUCAAACCUCCGCCCGAUUCCCACUUGAACCAUAAUUAACGUUCUCAGUUGAGGAGUAAACAAGUGAUUAGGAAGGAAACACAACAACAAACGGACUCAGGACCAAAUUCAAAAAACCGGUUACCUCGACUCGCGUCUUAAGUAUACAGAAAACUGGUUGUUCUUGGUUAGUGUGAGCCAGAUGCUCAGAAUCUCUGCUCGCAACUCUUUUUAUUGUUUGGUCCUUUUGACCUCUUUUUUUCAUCAUCAUCAUCAUCAUCAUCGUUUUCAUCAUCUCUUCAUCAACAACAACAUUUAAAAACAUUCACGCCAACAACUUGAGAAGAUCAAAAUUGUAAAUCAUCAUCAUCAUAGUUUUUGUUUUCCUUCUUUCUCUUGUGUUUCCUAUUUGUUGUUGUUUGUGCGUUUGGUUUGAUCGUUGUUGGUGUUUUGGUGAGUUGGUGUUUUCUGUCGUUGGAUAUUUACCUUAAUCGACUUUCUAAAAUCUCUGCCAAAUGGGUUCGACCAAAGUGAUUUCCUUUCUUAAAUCUCCAUUGGUUACCUGGAUUAAAACUUUCCAACAGGAAAAUUGUAGUGAUAUUGUGACCACCAAUGGUACUAAUGGUACUUGUUUGGUUAAUUGUGAUUUAGUUGAUUGUUAUAAACUUUUUGAUGGUGUCUUUUUAAAUUCGGUUUGGCAGCGAAUUGAAACAAAUGGUUCAUCUCUAAGUCAUUCAGAUACCAUUGAGGAAACAAAUGAUUCAAUUGUUUACCGAAUUCGUAGUUUAAAUUUACUUCUUGAUAAGAUUCGGACAUUUUAUUCAGAAUCUUUGGGUCAACUUUUGGUUCUUAAAUUGCCCGAUGUGGUCAACAUUGGCAAAGAUCCCGAAGAUGAGGUUAACCAAGAAGAUUUGGAAACUUUUCUCCUUCUCUUACUUGGCUCAGCGGUUCAAUGUGAGUCUAAAGAGCGUUUCAUUGAAGCCAUAACCGCACUCGAUUUAACUGUUCAACAUUCAAUUGUUGAAUGUAUUCAACAGAUAACCGAUAAUCCAUCAUCUGUAUGGAGUAACUCUGAUUGGGGUGAACUUUCACUAAUCCCUGAAGUUGAUCAAGUCCGAAUGUAUUCAACUCUUGUCAGUAAUGUUAAUAAAUUGGUUAAAGAGCGUGAUGACCUGGCCCAACGAGUAGUUGACCUGGCCCUUGAAAUUGAAAAUCUCAAAUCCAAAGAAUCUUGUUCCGUUGUAUCUUCUUCAUCUCAUUCCCACCAUCACCAUCACCAUCAUCAUUCAACUCCCACAUCAAUACCAACCUCAACUUCCAGUAAUGGAACCUUAUUAGCCUCUUCUCCUCAUAACGGACAAGUUGGACCUUCAACAACGCCAAAUCCAUCAUCACCCUUGUACAAAUCAUACUCUUCCUCUUCAGUGUCCAGUUUACUUACACUGAAUAACACAGAAUCUCGGUCUCAUCUUUAUGAAUUAGAUGAGGCCAAAUCAAAAUAUCGUAAAGCGAUCGCUGAAUUGGAAGAGAAAACUGAACUAAUUAAUGAAUUGAAAGAAACAUUAGAACAAAGUAAAGAGACUUGCAAUAAACUUCGUUCAGAGAAUUUGGAAUUGAUUCAAGAAACACGAUCAGUUAAAGCAUAUCGAGACGAAAUUGAUGUUCUAAAUGAACGCGUUCGAAAAGUUGAUCGCCUUGAAAAGGAAGUGCAAAGUUAUCGAGAUAAAAUAAACGAAUUAACUUUCUACAAGUCAAGGGUAGAAGAACUGAGAGAAGAUAAUCGAAUUCUCGAUGAGACCAAAUCGAUGUUGGAAGAACAAUUGGAAGUAAGUCGAAAAAAGUCAGAACAAAUACCCGAAUUGGAGACUCAAUUGUUACAAUUAAAGGCUUGUUCGAAUGAAUUAAAAUUCCAACAAGAAAUGGACAGAGAAAAGAUUGAAUCUCUCAUGGAAGAAGUGACCUCACUUCAGGUUGAAAAGAAAGCUGUGAUCGAUGAACUUGCUCAAGUACAGAAAGAAUUGAAUAAUCUUCGAAAUCAAUAUGCCGCUAAUCAAUCCAAUGGAUCACCAAAUGGCCUCGAGUCGAAUUUACUUGAACAAUUGAACAACGAUGCAUCUAAAAGAGUAUUAAAACUUGAGCUGGAAAAUCAAAAGUUACAUUCGCUUAUUGAGAAUAUGAAAAACGAUGAGACUUGUAACAAACUUCGAACCGAGAAUUUAAAGUUACAACAAGAGGCCAAAGCAGUAAAAGUUUAUCGUGAAGAGAUCGAACGUCUUAAUGAGCGAGUUCGAAAAAUAGAUAGCCUGGAGAGAGAAGUUGAAAGUUAUCGAGAUAAAAUAAAUGAAUUAACUUUCUACAAAUCGAGAGUUGAUGAAUUAAGAGACGAGAAUCGUCGACUUGAUGAGACAAGGUCAUUACUCGAGGAAAAGCUUGACCUAAGUCGGAAAACAGUUGAACAAAUGUCCGAAUUGGAAAAUGAAUUCAUCCAAUUACAAUCAUAUUCUGAAGAGUUACGAUUCCAACAGGACAUGGAUAAAGAUAGAAUCGUUUCUCUAAUAGAGGAAAUCACCAAUCUACAGAUUGAAAAGAAAGCUGCUAUUGAGAAACUAACUCAGGUACAGGGUGAACUUCAUAAUAUAAGAAGUCAAUGGACUACUAAUGAUCAUGUCGUGUCACCACCACCGCAACAACCACCACAGCAACAACAACAACAACUUCUACCACAAGCAACAAUUGAACGUCACAAUGAAACACUAGUUAACUGUAAUAUUAAAUUAAAUCAGCAACUUUACCUACAACAAACUUUAAAACCCUCUGAUCAUCAGAGUCUUGGUGUCCCUGGAUCUUCAGAAAUUUAUAGUCAUCAUCAUCAUCAUCACCUUCUCCACCAUCAUCCUCAUUCUCAUGCUCUUCCUCAUACACGCCUACACCUUCAACCAUAUACAAAUAAUGAUGAAGUUAAUCAUGACUCUCAACGUAAUCAAAGGCAAAAUCAUGAGACAGAUAGUAAGCUCAAUGGAAGCAAUUCAACCUGGUAUGAAUAUGGAUGCGUUUAAAAGUCUUGAUCAUCAUCGUAAUUAAUUCAAAUUUAAUCAGUAACCAGCAUCCACUCAUCAUGGUUGAUAACUUUUACCUGAAAUAAGUCUCAUUAUUUAUUUGGAUGACAAUUAACAUCAACAACAAAGAAAACAACAUAAACAAGAAACCCAAGGAAUCUUUUAAAACAUUAAUGAUUCAGCUGAUUUAAUAUCUUUCAUCUUUUAAUUGUUUUUGCAUGAACGUUAAUAAGAAAGAUAAUUACAGUUAAUUUUUUGAAUUGUGAUGUAUUACAAUCUUAAUUUUGACAAUUUGUAAAAUUUUUUUUUGUAAAAUGACAAAUUUUGUGAUACAAACAUCAACAACUUUCCAAUUCUAUUUAUAAAUUAACAAUUAACCCUUUCAACAAAUUGCUAUGUGUCCAUCAUUAUCGGAUAAUCCUAAUCAUAUUUGAUUCUAGGUAUUUAAGAUGAGCAAUUAACAAUGAAACAUUGAAAGUCUUACAAACAAUUACAAUCAAUCAAAGGACAAUUAAGGUAUGGUCUUAAUUGGUACAAACUGGUUUCUCUCUUGUUAAUUGUCCUAAAUUGUAAACAAUCUUAACAAUUCACCAAAGGCUUGUCUCGUUGAUGAUGGAGAUAAUUAAAUAAUUACAACUCAAGCAAUUAGAACUAUUUUUCUUUCUAAAUUGCUUAUUUACUCAAGAGAUAAUCAACUGACCAAGGCUAUUAAACAAACCACAAUUGAACAUUCAUCUAUAAG
Panonychus citri (citrus red mite) is the source of this 4212-nucleotide messenger RNA. RefSeq names its product protein Daple-like. The record is from RefSeq and is a predicted model, not a curated record. Gene Ontology annotation, molecular function: microtubule binding; dynein light intermediate chain binding. Gene Ontology annotation, biological process: cytoskeleton-dependent intracellular transport; cytoplasmic microtubule organization. Lineage: Eukaryota; Metazoa; Arthropoda; Arachnida; Trombidiformes; Tetranychidae. The transcript is spliced from 3 exons. Gene Ontology annotation, cellular component: centrosome; cytoplasm. Bases 930 to 3470 code for a protein of 846 amino acids.